AUGCCCCUAUCCCACACGACGACCCGCGACGAGUCCGAGAACUGGAUUGUGGUCAACCCCCAGUACCAGUUGGUCGUGCAUCCGUACCGCCGCCGCUACGUGCCUGUUGGCAUCCUUGGCGGAAUCACGGACGAGAGCAUUGGGACGAUUUUGGGGUACCUCGAUGGCGCGGCACUUGCCGCUGUCGGCCAACAACUGCAGGACCGAUGGGGCAUCGACCCGAGUCAAUUGGCCCAGUUGCAGACGUCCGUCACGGGCAAAGACCUCUAUCAAUUUGCACGCCAGAGCCUUCGACGACUGACAAAAGCCACUGUGGAAGAGCAAUGCAUGCAUGCAACGCAGCGAAUGUGGUGCUUGCCCAAGCACGCGAUGACGUCCAUUGCCUACAACCGCGCCAUGUUCCAGAGUCCACUUGUCUCAUGCACGAUGCCGAAACCCGUUUAA
This is a messenger RNA of Saprolegnia parasitica CBS 223.65, 444 nucleotides long. RefSeq lists its product as hypothetical. The coding region runs from base 1 to 444 and encodes 147 amino acids. Lineage: Eukaryota; Oomycota; Saprolegniomycetes; Saprolegniales; Saprolegniaceae. The record is from RefSeq and is a predicted model, not a curated record. The transcript has 3 exons.